This is a messenger RNA of Exophiala dermatitidis NIH/UT8656, 2133 nucleotides long. RefSeq names its product saccharopine dehydrogenase (NAD+, L-lysine forming). The transcript has a single exon. Gene Ontology annotation, biological process: glycolipid biosynthetic process. Bases 340 to 1641 code for a protein of 433 amino acids. Gene Ontology annotation, cellular component: plasma membrane; mitochondrion; lipid droplet. NCBI's taxonomy places the organism in Eukaryota, Fungi, Ascomycota, Eurotiomycetes, Chaetothyriales, Herpotrichiellaceae. The record is from RefSeq and is a predicted model, not a curated record.
UCGCGCUCCAUUCGGUUCACGGGCAGCUAAUAUCGGCUGGAGUGGGCACUACUAAGUACAACUACUAGCGUUGCGGUCGCUAGUCUCGCCUGUCAACCUCGUGCGACUCCUCCUCGUCCUCCUCACUCCCAACUCUUGUGAAGCGUACACCUUUUCUCUUCGUCACCAAAGACCGAGGUGCUAUUUCAGGUUCAAGUUGCUGAUAUCAGCUCCACAGGUCUUACAGCCUGAUAUCACUCCUGGCUGUAUUUUCUUCUCCCUUCUGGCCAUCUGCCGCUCUGUACCGACGACUUUGUUUUUGCUAUAUCCGCUCAUUAUUUGUCUCGCCGUCUUUUCACCAUGGCAGCUCAACGGGAGUAUGACAUUGUCCUCCUAGGUGCGACGGGCUACACCGGCAAGUUGACGGCGGAAUAUAUCACGACCAGCUUACCCACAAACAUCCGAUGGGCCGUUGCAGGGCGUAAUCAGUCCAAGCUACAGUCGCUAGUCAAUGAGCUGAAGUCACUCAAUUCGACGCGCGACGUCCCGGACAUCAUCACUAUCGGCGGUCUCAACACCUCUGAAUUGAGUGACCUGGUCAAGAAGACCAAAGUACUUCUCAACACGGUUGGCCCUUACUACCUGUACUCGACGCCAGUGGUCGAGGCGUGUGCCCAAUUGGGGACGCACUACGUGGACGUCUCAGGCGAGACGCCUUGGGUGAGAGAGAUCAUUGUCAAGUACGAGGAGACGGCCAAGAAGUCCGGUGCCAUCCUGAUCCCUGAGACUGGCGUCGAGUCUGCCCCUUCCGACAUCGUUGCCUAUGUGGCCACGCGUCUUGUCCGCAAAGUCUGGGAUUGUGGCGUCAUGGAUGUGGUGGCUUCGGUGCACGAACUCAAGUCUUCCGGUCCCAGCGGAGGGACACUUGCCAGCGGAUUGGGGCUCUUCGAACACUAUCCCCUGAGCGAAGUCAAGAAAUGCAGCGAUCCAUUCGUGCUUUCGCCGUCAAAACUCCACCCUUACACCAAAGAGACCAUCUAUCCUCCCAACCCUGUGCCAAACACCUACUCGCGUACUGCGUUGCAGAAACUCACGGGCGUCUGGUCGUAUCCUCGCCUUGGGACGUUGACCACUUCCCUCGCCUCCACAGCCAAUGCAGCCAUCGUCCACCGUUCCGCCGGCUUAACCCCCUACUUUUACGGAUUCAACUUCACCUACGAGGAAUAUAUGGCCGUAAGCAGUCCGGUGGUCGGAUUCUUCAUUCACAUUGCAAUCAGCCUUCUGGCUAUAUUGCUCGCUUUCCCACCAACUCGCGCCAUAUUGAAACUGUUUGCGGCUUACAAGCCUGGGUCUGGUCCGGCCAAGGAGUCAACAAAGAACGACGCGCUGGAACUGCGCGCCAUCGCGACCGCCGAACAGCUCGCCAAAACCCCGCGCAAGGCCCUCGCCACUUUCCGCUUCGAAGGCGGUCUGUAUCACCUCACCGCCGUCCUCUUGGCCGAGGCUGGCUUCAUCCUGGCCACCAAGGAAGAGGAAAUCAAGAAAGCGCACGGCGUCGGGUUUUUGACUCCCUCAUGCCUGGGCGAUGACUAUGUCGAGAGACUGCAGAAAGCAAACGUCAAGAUCAAUGUUCAGCAAAUCGGCGAUGUUGGCAGCAAGUAGGCGCUCUCCGGGGGCUGUCGUGUGACUCUUUUACGGAUCGUGUUAUAGCAUUGGAUAGGUAUGGCGGCAUUGAAUUGAGUCACGGAUAUGAAAAUUUGAUGGCCGAUACUUCCAGACAGCCGCUCUAGCAGCGAGUACGAGUCACCGAGGAGAGGAGUUCAAGUUCGGGAACAGCCGGGAAUGUUAGAACAGCAGUGACGUAGAAGCUGACACGGAGAUGUUCCCCAGGCUAUUGGUCUGGAUUUAGUUCAGAUGUGUUUUUCUAUACACCGCUACAAUUGUGAUUAGAAAAUGAUGAUUGGCUUCAAGUUGCUGGACCAGAACUGAAUGGUACCCGUGGGACGUCCCUGCAGCUAUAGGUACUUUGCUGGUAUGUGAAAGCUUGCCCAUCAAGCAUCGCUCGAGUCCUAUGCUGUAGCCGCAGCGAAGGAAAGAGCACACUGUAAACAACCAUCGCCGUGAGAAACUGAAAGUAAACCAAACAUUGUUUGC